ACCACAGGAAUAUAGCUCAUUUGUCGGUAGAGACAGAUUCAAAGAUGUUGAUAGUCAUUUUGCUCUCUGUUCAUGCUUUGUUUUGUUCAGGUGCACCUAGCAAUGAUCAGUCAUUGGGCCUGAGGCGAAGCAAUAAUGGUUUAGCUACCACUGAUGGUUUCUAUUCACUAGCACUGUGCAUACUGUAUCGGUUGGAUGUAGUUAAUUGCGAUAAGGAAGCACCCAUUCCUCCAGUACAUCAAACUAUCACAUACGCUGCAAAUCCAUACCCAAACUGCUUCACGCGGCGGUUUGCUUGCGAUGCUAAAAAGGAUCACGUUUCAUCAACUAAUGGACUCACUUCUAUUCCAAUAAGACCUCACAAAGAAGUUGGAUCUACAGAAUAUCCUGCUCGUAUUCUCCAGUAUUUUCAUAUACAGUGUCCUACUGGGAGAUUUGCACGAUUCGUUACUGGUAGCAGUUCAAUUGAACUUGAAGGGAGACACUCAAUAGGUGAUCAAAAUAUCUGUCUUGACUAUGUUCAAAUUAAAUUGCUUGCUACUGGUGAAGAGUGUGAGAUCUGUGGUAAUGAAGCACUGACUGAUAAAUGUGGUAGCAUUGUGAACAGGACCUAUUCAUACAGCACUAGCAAUAUGCUCAUCACUUUUAGAUCUGAUCCAAUAAAACAAGAGAGUGGUUUCAAGAUAAAUAUAGCAUGCAAUGCAAAUGAAAUGGAAGAGGAGGGUAUUGGAGAAUGUCUCAAAACAAGUUCAUCUUUGUCUUGGAAUGAGUACAAGAGAAUGAUACAAUCUCCUAAUUAUAUUGAAUAUACAGAAGCUAUCAGUCAUGUUCCUUAUGAUGCAACAGGAAUAUUGUUUGAUUUUUAUGGUGACUAUCAUUAUAAAAGUCUCAAAGCUCCAGUAAAGUCAUACAAGGGAAUGCUGUCUCUGGCAAGGAUAGCACAAAAGAGUUGUGAUGCAUCAACGAGGACUGUCGCAAGAGAUGUACAGGAUCUAUUCCCAUACUCAAUGAGAGAAGAAGUACCUUAUUUUGAAGAACAACCCACUGGAGAUGAGGAACCAAUGGGAGAAGAUACUUAUGCUUACUGAAGAGCUAAAGAGAGACUCAUGCACACAUCAUGCAUGUAGACAUCAGAUAGUAGACAUUAGAGGAUUGUUUUUAAUAGUUUUCUUUCAUUGUUAGUUUAAUGUAUCUUGAUUUCAACAAACAAUUAUAAAGAGUA
Amphimedon queenslandica is the source of this 1222-nucleotide messenger RNA. RefSeq lists its product as uncharacterized. The coding region runs from base 45 to 1088 and encodes 347 amino acids. The record is from RefSeq and is a predicted model, not a curated record. The transcript has 5 exons. NCBI's taxonomy places the organism in Eukaryota, Metazoa, Porifera, Demospongiae, Haplosclerida, Niphatidae.